This is a messenger RNA of Fusarium vanettenii 77-13-4, 1494 nucleotides long. RefSeq lists its product as uncharacterized. Bases 120 to 1166 code for a protein of 348 amino acids. The transcript has 2 exons. Gene Ontology annotation, molecular function: phosphoric diester hydrolase activity. Gene Ontology annotation, biological process: lipid metabolic process. The record is from RefSeq and is a predicted model, not a curated record. Lineage: Eukaryota; Fungi; Ascomycota; Sordariomycetes; Hypocreales; Nectriaceae.
CAUCAUUGUAUCUUGAUUUGAUCUCUUUUGUUUUUGUGUGUAUCUGUACUUUUUUCAUCUACAACACCAAAAACACCAUCAGACAUAUACACAUCUACAUCUACAUCACAACCGCCAUCAUGCUUCUUCCUUCAUUCAGCUCCGUGGCCGGAGCCCUCGUCGCCGCCUCCGCCGCCUGCAACAACUCUCCCGACCUGUGCAGCCGUAGCUACAACAACGUCACCCACAUGGGGGCUCACGGCAGCUCCUUUCUCCGAGACUCGUCUACGUCGACGUUUGGUGCCGCCGGUAACCAGAACUACAACGCUACUGAUGCCCUCGGUGCUGGUAUUCGUCUUUUGCAGGCCCAGGUUCACAAGGAGAAUAGCACCCUCCGCCUGUGUCAUACUACGUGCGAGAUUCUUGAUGCUGGCCCCCUUGAGGAUUGGUUGAGCAACGUCAACGACUGGAUCGUCGCCAACCCUAACGAGGUCGUCACCUUCCUCCUCGUCAACUCCGACAAGGCAUCUCCCUCUGAGAUUGGAAAGGCUUUCAACGACUCGGGCAUCGCCGAUCUCGCUUAUAGACCUUCCGGCGAAGGACCUUCUGGCGACUGGCCAACUCUCGAGGACAUGAUUAGCGGGAACCAGCGCGUCGUCGCCUUUGUCACCAACAUCGACCCAUCGACCGACUACCCUUUCCUGAUGCCCGAAUUCGACUACGUCUUCGAGACGGCCUUUGAGGUGCAGAACCUGGGCGACUUCAACUGCACCCUCGACCGACCCUCCAAGCUUGACAGUGCCACCGCAGCCCUAUCGUCCAACUAUCUCAGCCUGGUAAACCACUUCAAGUACCAGAGCUUGGUCGAGGGCAGCGACCUGUUCGUCCCCGAUGUGAACAACAUUGAGAUUGUCAACAGCGACAACACGACUCAGGAUGGAAACCUAGGCAAGCAUCUCCAGGAGUGUCGUCAGGAGUGGUCUGCCCCUCCCAACUUUGUGCUCGUCGAUUUCUUUGAGGACGGCCAGGUUCUCGCCGCCGCCGACACGAUGAACGGCAUCUCGGGUGCCACUGGUCGCGAGGCUGUCGAGGACACCGAUGACGAGUCCAUGGGCAACAGCCCUGAUAGGCGGCUGGGCAUGACCGCCCUGACUGCCUUUGUCGCUGCUGCGGUUCUGCUGGUGUAAACGACACCCUCAGUUUCGGCAUAUUUCUUUUGUUUUCUUGCGACAUACACCCCACAAAACACAUGCUUAUCAGGUCCUGAGUGGCCUCAUCUCAUAAAUCAGGUUGGUAAAUUUGGGCACAGCGAGGCGUUCAGGUUUAGCAAGCUUUGCAUUGCGUUCGGGCGGAUAGGAUGGAUAUUGGUAUACCUGAUGAAUCAACUGGAUCAGGCUGCAUUUAGCAUAGAUUGGGAAAAUUGGUCUACAUAACUGAGGGGAUACAACUCCAACUCUUACAUAGAUAGACUGAUGAAUGAACAAGGCAUAUAUGCCAUGGAGAAUUUGAAGUCGA